Chelmon rostratus (copperband butterflyfish) is the source of this 6564-nucleotide messenger RNA. It is a transcript of the gene hip1, whose product is annotated as huntingtin interacting protein 1. The coding region runs from base 603 to 3647 and encodes 1014 amino acids. Gene Ontology annotation, cellular component: actin cortical patch; clathrin-coated vesicle; extrinsic component of postsynaptic membrane. Gene Ontology annotation, molecular function: actin filament binding; clathrin light chain binding; phosphatidylinositol-3,5-bisphosphate binding. The record is from RefSeq and is a predicted model, not a curated record. Gene Ontology annotation, biological process: clathrin coat assembly; endocytosis; actin filament organization. The transcript has 31 exons. NCBI's taxonomy places the organism in Eukaryota, Metazoa, Chordata, Actinopteri, Chaetodontiformes, Chaetodontidae.
GCUGUUUUUCUGAUUUCCUGGACUUCACCUCCCCUCUUACAGGACCCCCGGCGGGACCCGCACCCCAGCUUGGGAACCACCGGGCUAGAGCCAUCCCACUCUGCAGGCUCCAUGCUACUAUUGUCUAACAGGAGAGCGGGCUAUUUGCAAAAUAAAGGUAGCCUACUGUCUCGCUCUCAGCCGCUAUGUGGGCCGAUCCACACGGGCAGGGUUUCUUUCUGUGCCUGCAGCAGCGUUGAGACGAGCUAUCGGCGGCCGUCCUCCGGGCUUUUCCUCCACACAGCUUCGGGCUUCUCGGCGGUCGGAUGCUGGAAGUCCUCGCCGAUAAGGGAGCGCGUCGGGCUCGCGGAGAAAAAGGGAGAAUUGACGCGGAAGGAAGGAAGGAAGGACGCGAGCAAGGAAAGAUAGGGGAGCAUUUUAAUACCAAAUCGGGACACAUGUUGAGCUAACUGGCCGCUCCACCUCCCCCCUUCUUCUCCUCCCAAAUGCAUUUGUUGCCUCAAUCGCUUUCCCGUUACUAAUUACUCCGCGUUAGGAUAAAGCCAGCGGACCUCCUCCUCUCCGGCUCCGAGGAUCCUCACUCACCGCUUUGGGGGACGAUCAUGGAUCUCAGUAAGAUUGCUGUCAGCAUCAAUAAGGCCAUCAACACACAGGAGGUCGCUGUCAAAGAGAAGCAUGCCAGGACCUGCAUCUUGGGGACCCAUCAUGAGAAAGGCGCCCACACUUUCUGGGCAGCGGUCAACCGGCUUCCUCUCUCCAGCAACGCGGUGCUCUGCUGGAAGUUCUGCCACGUCUUCCACAAGCUGCUGCGAGACGGCCAUCCGAACGUGAUAAAGGACUCCAUGAGGAACAAGGCUGAUUUAACUGAUAUGAGCAGGAUGUGGGGUCACCUGAGUGAAGGCUAUGGGAAGCUGUGCAGCAUCUACCUCAAACUGCUCAUCACCAAAAUGGAGUUUCACAUCAAAAACCCUCGUUUCCCUGGCAACCUGCAGAUGUCAAACAGACAGCUUGACGAGGCGGGAGAGAACGACGUUAACAACUUCUUCCAGUUGACGGUCGAGAUGUUUGACUACCUGGAGUGCGAGCUCAACCUCUUCCUGGGUGUAUUCAGCUCUCUCGACAUGUCCCGGUCGGUGUCGGUGACGGCGGCCGGCCAGUGCCGCCUGGCCCCCCUCAUCCAAGUCAUCCUGGACUGCAGCCACCUGUACGAUUACACCGUCAAGCUGCUGUUUAAGCUGCACUCCUGCCUUCCAGCAGACACUCUCCAGGGCCACAGAGAUCGCUUCCAGGAACAGUUCAAGAAGUUAAAGAGUCUGUUCUAUCGCUCCAGCAACUUGCAGUAUUUCAAGAGGCUGAUUCAGAUCCCACAGUUGCCUGAGAACCCUCCUAACUUCCUGCGUGCGUCGGCUCUGUCGGAGCACAUCAGCCCCGUGGUCGUGAUCCCCGCCGAGUCGUCGUCCCCGGAGUCGGAGCACGUGGUGGAGACGGACGACCUGGUGGACACGGACGUCCCCGUGCUGCCGGCUGCUUUGGAGACCAAGUUUGACGACCUGUUUGGCACCUCGGCCGCUAUAGACCCCUUCAACUUCAACAGUCAGAACGGCAUGCGGAAGGACGACAAAGACCGCCUGAUCGAACAGCUGACGAGGGAGAUCCAGGCCCUCAAAGAAGAGCUGGAGUCUUUCAGACUGGAGAGUGGUCGCUUGUGUCAGGCGCUGAGGGGGCGCGUCAGCGAGCUGGAGGCGGAGCUCGCAGAGCAGAGCCACCUGAGGCUGCAGGCUACGGGGGAGAGCGAGUUCCUGAAGGCGGAGCUGGACGACCUGCGGAGGGUCAGAGAGGACACGGAGAAGGAGCAGCGGAGCCUGACGGAGAUAGAGAAAAAAGCUCAGGCCAAUGAGCAGCGCUACACCAAACUGAAGGAGAAGUACACGGAGCUGGUUCAGAGUCACGCAGACCUGCUGAGGAAGAACGCAGAGGUGACCCGGCAGAUGACGGUGGCUCGGGCCGCACAGGAUGAAGUGGAGGCGGUGAGGAGGGAGAUGCAGGAGAAGGUGAAGGCCGCUCAGGAGGUUGCAGAAAGACAAGAAAGGGACCAGCUGGACCAGCUUCAGGAGCUCCAGAGAGAGCUGAUGUCCAGCAGGGUGGAGCUGGACUCACUGAAGGCCACCACGGCCUCGUCCCAGCAGUCGAGCGAGGUGCUGAGCACGCAGCUGGCCGCCCUGGAGUCUGAGAAGACGGAGCUGGUGCACUCCUUGUCGAAGGUGGAGGCGGAGCUGGCUGUCCGCGGGGUGGAGCUAGAGCGCGUACAGACCUCUCUGGCGACUGAGAGGGAGAGCGGCGUCAAGACAGCAGAAACCCUGCAGAAUCAGCUCAAUGAGAAGGAGAGCAGGGAGCAGGCGCUGGAGAGCCAGCUGGUAGCAGCUCGCUGGUCCAGUCUGCAGGCAGCUGUGGAGGAGGCAGAGAGGAUCAUCCAGGACUCGCUGGCUCAGAUAGACGACCCGGCGCACAUCAGCUGCACCAGCUCCGCCGACUACCUAGCAUCCAGAUGUCAGGCCUCUUUAGACUGUAUGGACAGACUCCAGUCAAAGAGAGAGGCCUUCUUGGCAGACAGCACAGGUGUAUCCGAGCUGGUGCGAGUGGUCACCCAGUGCGGCCACCUGGUGGGCGACACCAUCGUUCAGGGUAGUGCCACCUCCCACAUGGUGCCUGUGGAGCAAGCUGAUGCCCUGUCGGAGAGCGUGAAGGCGUGCGGGGCUGAAGCUCUGGCUCUGCUGGGCCAGAUGAAGCAGCAGGACAGCCUGGCUGCAGCGGACAACGGCAGGCUGAAGGCAGCUCUGGAGGCCAUCCUGGCCACUGCGGAGAAACUGCGUCCUCGGGGUUUGGAGCUGCAGCAGGGGGAGCUGGGAGACCUCGUGGAGCAGGAAAUGGCUGCCACCUCUGCCGCCGUGGAAUCAGCAGCUGCCAGGAUAGAGGAAAUGCUCAACAAGUCUCGAGCAGUUGAUACAGGAAUCAAGAUGGAGGUCAAUGAGAGGAUUUUGGCCUCCUGCACAGAGCUGAUGCAGGCGAUCAAGGAGCUCAUCCUGUCUUCCAAAAAUCUGCAAAGGGACAUCGUGGAGAGUGGCAGAGGGGCAGCCUCCAUGAAGGAAUUUUAUGCCAAGAACUCCCGCUGGACCGAGGGCCUGAUCUCUGCCUCCAAAGCAGUGGGAUGGGGCGCCACGGUCAUGGUAGAUGCCGCUGAUCUGGUAGUGCAGGGCAAAGGGAAGUUCGAGGAGCUGAUGGUGUGUUCACAUGAAAUUGCUGCCAGCACGGCACAGCUAGUGGCCGCCUCUAAGGUAAAAGCAGACAAAGACAGCGCCAACCUGCACCGUCUGCAGCAGGCGUCGCGGGGCGUCACGCAGGCCACUGCAGCUGUUGUGGCCUCCACCAAGUCUGGGAAGUCUCAGAUUGAAGAGACAGAUACAAUGGACUUCUCCAGCAUGACUCUCACCCAGAUCAAACGACAGGAGAUGGAUGCACAGGUGCUGGUCCUGGAGCUGGAGACUCGCCUGCAGAAGGAGCGAGAGCGUCUCGGCGAGCUGAGGAAGAAACAUUACGAGCUGGCUGGCGUGGCGGAGGGCUGGGGCGAGGGAGAAGAAGGCACGGGUUGAGGUGUCGCCCCUGAUGUCCCUCCUCCUCCUCCUCCCCCAGAAGACCAGCUUCUGUCUGCCUCGUUCUAUUUAUACACACACUUUUCAGUCUCUCUCCCUUGUUCUCUUCUCUCUUUUUUGUUUGUUAUCUAAGCCAAAUUAAAAGGUGCUUCUUUUCUAAACCUGCUUCUCCACCCGUGUUUGAAAGCCUCCAUAAAGGACAGCACCAAGGGCUCAGUUAGGCGGGGGGAUGUGAAUGGAUGGAUGUGAAGAGCGGGGAGGGUGGGAGGAGAAAAGACAUCACAUCCUCCCCCCGCCUCCCCCCCAGGACUGUGUUGUUUAAAGCAGUGGAAGUGAAGUGGAUCCGUUCUACAGAGUAUUUAUUGCCCUUUACUUUACGCUACGAGCACAAGUUCUACUCCAGACAUCCCAGGAUGCACUGCACAAAGGCGGAGCUCUCAGCAGCGAGAGGGGGAGAUCAGCGACUGUCUGCGCUCCCCCGGCCCCAAAACCAUGUCUCUGUGUAACAUAGAUGGCAUGCAUGCUCCUCCACUAAAACGAGUUUGUUCCACGUUGUGAGCUUAUAACGCCUGAGCUGCUCUUUAUCCGUCUUUAUCCUCCUCCCUGCUUCGUCUUUUCUCACUGUGAGUUAUCACCUUAUAAAGUCCAUACCGCUUCACUGGCUGGUUCACUGGACUUUCUGCCUUUCACCUCGCCACCAUUGUAACGACCUGUGACUGUUAACUUGAGCCGACCCUCUUUUCUUCUCGUUUUUUUUUUUUCUUUAUUUUAACAGACGCUCGCAUGGAAACUCUUAAAGCCGCUCCGAACUGUCAGAGGAGUCGGUGAGUCGUUUCAGAUCAGGAAAGGAGCACAGGAUUUUUUUUUCUCUUUCUCUCUCUCUCUUAACAGUUUUGUCCCCGUGAGCUUUGAGACUGCCAACUACCUCAUGCUACAUCAUCAGAGGUAGCGGUGCAUCAUGGGUAGGUCUGAUGAGAGAGAAACACUUGCCCAAACACUAAUGACAUGGGGUCAAUUUUUGUCUCUUCCCCUUUUAUUGGUUAAAGGAAGGAAAGCGGGUGGUGGGAGGAAAACCUCUUUUUAUACAGAAAAAAGCAACAACUUCGGAUUCUGCUAUUUUUUUUCCCUUAAAAUUCCAGUUUGUAGGAUUUAGUGGCAUCUGAUCGCCUCACAGUGUCUGCUAAAAUGCGAAAGGCGCUCUCUACAGCCAGUGUUCGGUUUGUCCAUUUUGGGCUCCAUGGACUCCAUGGAAGAGGACCUGCUCCCUCUUUAGAUAUAAAGAGCUCAUUCUAAGUAAUACAAACACAAUAAUUCUUAUUUCCAGGUGAUUAAACACUAAUAAAAACUUACUUCUGAAUAUUAUAUUCCAUUGCUGCCAGUAAAUCCUGCACACUGGACCUUUUAGACCUCAUCGGUGCAUAUUUUUACAAAUGUCAGUGGUCAAGCAUCACUACGACAAACCCGACACAGCAGCUGCGGCAGCUUUGGAUCCAGCCACAUCGUGAACUGCCAAUGGUGUCGUUUUCUGACACACGGCUAUCUGAGUUGUUCGCCCUGUACCUUCAUGGAGACGUAAUGACUGGCAGCAGGACCACUGUCGUGCUCCUGGAGACGGGACUGCCUCCCGAGCUGCAGAGGCGACAAAAGGAAGUCCUGAAAAGCUUUUAGAUCAAACUUGAACGUCAGUUUUGGGAAGCUUAAGGCUGCACAGACCUUUUCUUCUUGAAAUGUUUAAGAUCUGGUGUUUCACAUGAUCCUGCCUCUUCAAAUAGCCUACAGGCCUGAUGGUUGGCUGCAGAUUUGUCAGCCCUUCACUAACAGUCUGCAUUGCCAGGACCACAAUGGACUCUGAAGCAUGCAGCACACAGACUGCAGUGUUGUCCAUAGCUUCCUCAAGACCAAGUAGCUGUGUAUAUAAACGACAAGCCUUCUAUUGUUGGAAAUAAUCUCUUGCUUUCUUUUCAUCUAAAAGCAUUGAAUAGCAUCAAUUUGUGCAUCUCUCCAAGUAAGGAUUCAGUUAAAUUAACGAAUAGAGGUCAUUAUUGUUUCCAUAAAAGACUGUUAUUUAACAGAAUUUCCUACUGAUGGACUGACUCUCAGCUUGUUGCCAGUGGACUGAUCGUGCUUUGAGAUGAGCAGGCGUCCGUUUUGAACCCAACACCUUAUUUCUUCUCUCUGUUUGACGGUGGCAGUUUGUCUCUCGCUGUGUCUUAACAUACUUAGUUCUGACGCUCCGCUUCAGCUGUGUAUCUACAAAGUUGUGACACUGGUUUAUUUAACAGACGCUGGUCAAAUAGUAUUUGCCAAUAAUUCUUUUAAAGAAAAACUAUUUUUUUGAAUCGCUUGGGGGGAGCAGAUGGAAGAGAAAAGUGUUUUAUUAAUCAGAAUUUGAAAUAUUUUUCCCAUGCAGCACCACCCAUCUGCUGCUCCAGCCAGCUUCAAACAAACAGCAAGUGUUAUUUGCGGUGCUGUUGGGUCCGGCUCUUUGUAUUUAAUAAUGAUUUUAGCUGUGCUCUGUCACUUCUCCCACACCUGGGCAAAACGGCAGCUGAUCUCAUUAGAAAUUGGAAUAUAAAACAGAAAAAAAACACCAUAAAAUAAGGAUCAGACCUCUUUUUAUGGUAUUUCAAGUGUCUUGGAAGAUGAGUUGAACGCACCUUGAGUGAUGUUUGGUUGUUUUUUUGCCCAAAUCUUCUUUAUUAACCUCUCUCUCUUUGUCUCUUCUCUCUCUGGGGUCUGUGUCUGUAGUCCUACCAGCUCAGCCAGCCUUUCAAACUGCCUCACACUGUAGUCAAAGAGAAACAAAUACUCACAUAGCAACAUUGAAAUAUGUCUUUGUAUGAUAUACUAAACUAUGUUGGUGGGUUUGUUUUUAUUUUUUCAGUUUUUAAAAUAAAUAUUUCAACUCGUUAAUACA